CUGUCCCCUCUCGGCACACAGCCGCAGCUAGGGGUGUUGGAGAAAUAUAAAUUUACUGUCAGGAGGGAACAUCCCCCUCUCGCCAGAACACUCAUCACUGCACACUUGAAUCGAGCACAUACGUAUUUAUUAUCAUGUCCCUUGUUCACUUCCACUACGACCCUUUCACCGAGUUCGAGCGCCUCUUCGACGAUGCUUUCAGCGCCCGGUUCCGUCCGACAUCUGACGUCAGUCGAGCCGUCGAAAGCGGGUCUCGCCUUGGGACAUUCCGCCCAAAGAUGGAUUUGAUCGAGAAAAAAGAUAGCAAUGAAGUCACAGCCGUGUUUGAUUUGCCUGGCAUGCAGCCGGAGAAUGUCUCGAUUGACGUGCAGCAGAACCGCCUCACCAUCUCAGGGGAAAUGGGUGCAGAGAGUGCGCGCCAAGAGGAGGAUUACGCUGUGCGUGAGCGCACAUACGGAAAGUUUUCUCGUAUCUUGCAACUGCCUAUGGGAACAAAGCCUGAGGAUGUCAAAGCAAAGAUGGAGAAUGGAGUUUUGAGCGUCACUUUCCCCAAAGUUGGAAAGGAGCAGGAAACCAAGCGUAUUUCUAUCACUUGAUUGAUCAUGCCGCAAAAAAUGUUCCUCAAGAAACGUUGUUCCCUGCCAUUGUACAAUAGUAAUCAUCAAUGUA
Suillus bovinus is the source of this 669-nucleotide messenger RNA. RefSeq names its product small heat shock protein. Bases 135 to 596 code for a protein of 153 amino acids. The record is from RefSeq and is a predicted model, not a curated record. Gene Ontology annotation, biological process: response to salt stress; protein folding; protein complex oligomerization. The transcript is spliced from 3 exons. NCBI's taxonomy places the organism in Eukaryota, Fungi, Basidiomycota, Agaricomycetes, Boletales, Suillaceae.